Messenger RNA from Oryctolagus cuniculus (rabbit), 1030 nucleotides. The record is from RefSeq and is a predicted model, not a curated record. NCBI's taxonomy places the organism in Eukaryota, Metazoa, Chordata, Mammalia, Lagomorpha, Leporidae.
CUGGCCCAGCUGGAGCUUCUCAAUGGCCUGCCUAAACCCAGAGUGGGACCCUGGUGGCCCUGUCCUAUGGACAACAUUGUGGAGGUGGCUUACGAUGAGAUCUGUGCCAGUGUCUGGAACCUCCAGCAAGAAGAAUGCUUCUUCAGGGAAGCCGGCCUUGGCAUCGGCCCGACGGCUCUGGAUCGGGAGCGGCCUUCCCUAGGUCCUGCCCUGCCCAGCGGGCCCGAACUCGAGCUGCCCGGCUGGGGCAGUUCCCUGUCCCAUGUGCAGCCAUCGCGGGACCCCGUUGGCCGUGUCCUGCGGCCGGGCACGUGGCCGUGGCGUACCUCCAGGUCUGUGACAGCGCCUGGGGCCUCCGGCGGGAGGAAUGCCACAUCUUCCAGACCAUAGACAUGUUCGUGUACCAGAUGUACGAAGAGAAGGUAGCAGGUUAUCUUGGUCCUAACAAACCCAAGGUCUGUCUGAAGCUGCCCAAACCAGAACAGCCUGAGUUCCUGCUCAGCCCAGUGGCGUGUCCAUAUCCAUCUUUAACCAUGCCAUCACUUGUGGAUUGCACCUGCCGCACUGCUGGCAGUGACUGGGUCGUGUGCAGGUGCCACACUUCUGCCUGUUUGUUUCUGCUAGUGGCACAUUGAAGGCUUGUCCUCAGAAACACUUGAAUGGAAUACUAGGUUGUCACCUGUCGAAUGCCAGUCUCACAUGCAGAGUUGUGGGUGAGACUACAGGGAUACACCUGUCUUCAAGUCCCAGUGGAUCCGCAAUUAGCCUCUGGUAGCAAUGAGGCCAGGCAUAGUGAUUCCUCCAGCACCUGCAGCUUUGCAGAAAACAUCGAUUCAAGAAACCAGUUGUUGCUCCACAAAGUGCCUGUUACUGAUGGCUAUCUUGCGAGCAAUCCCAAGCAGGAUAAUACCAUUGAGGGGUCAGCUACCAGCAGCCAUGCAAGCCAAGUCACUGUCCACCCUGUGGGCUCCGAUGUCCUAAGAAAAGAGAUGAUCCAAAGAAAAUGCCAUUUUAGCAAAUGGAGAUUAUC